UAAAUGGCACCCAGCAGUUGGCGUGAGGGGCUGCAGGAGCCUGGGGGCCAGUGGCAGGAACAAGUCUUUUCCGACCCCAUGGAGCUGUAUGAGACAUCCCCCUUCUUCUACCAGGAGCCCCGCUUCUAUGACGGGGAGAACUACCUGCCUGUCCAUCUCCAGGGCUUCGAGCCGCCGGGCUAUGAGCAGACUGAACUCAGCCUGAGCCCAGAGGCCCGAGGGCCCCUGGAAGACAAGGGGCUGGGGACCCCGGAGCGCUGUCCCGGCCAGUGCCUGCCGUGGGCGUGCAAGGUGUGUAAGAGGAAGUCGGUGUCCCUGGAUCGGCGGCGGGCAGCCACGCUGAGGGAGAAGCGCCGGCUGAAGAAGGUGAACGAGGCCUUCGAGGCCCUGAAGAGGAGCACCUUGCUCAACCCCAACCAGCGGCUGCCCAAGGUGGAGAUCCUGCGAAGCGCCAUCCAGUACAUCGAGCGCCUGCAGGCCCUGCUCAGCUCCCUCAACCAGGAGGAGCGCGACCUCCGCUACCGGGGCGGGGGCGGCCCCCAGCCGGCGGUGCCCACGGAAUGCAGCUCCCACAGCGCCUCCUGCAGUCCAGAGUGGGGCAGCGCACUGGAGUUCGGGCCUAACCCUGGUGACCAUCUGCUGGCGGCUGACCCGACAGAUGCCCACAACCUGCACUCCCUCACCUCCAUCGUGGACAGCAUCACAGUGGAGGAUGUGUCUGUGGCCUUUCCAGAUGAAACCAUGCCCAACUGAAGUUGGCCACCAGGUUGGGUGUCUGUGGGAGUCCCCAGGGUGGUGGUGGCAGAUGCUACCACUUCUGCAGUAGGGGAUCUCCUAAGCCAGGCUGUCGUGAUGCCAGGAAGACAGCCCCAGGCUGCCAUAGGCCAGACUAUCCCCUCCCCAUCCACUUAAGGUUCAUGCAAGGCCCAUCGAGGGAAUGGGUGUCUUCGUUCAGAUGACUUCUUAGAGCAGAGGGCAUCCCCUUUCCAAGGAGACAAAGCAAGGGACCAGAGCGCCCCCUUGUGGAUGCCCCAGGCUCAGGGAAGGGCAAACUCAGGAGCUUCCUUUUCGUCAUAACACAGUUUUUAAUUCCAACCCCCCCCCCCCCAAAUGAAACCCUUUGAGAGACAAAGACAGUGUUUUGACCUGGACAAGCGUGCACACCUCUGGUUCUGGUCACUUCCUGAUGCCAGUGGCUGGGCUGGGCCUGCCCUGAGCUGAACGAGAAGAAAGGGAGAAGAACGAUCCUCUUUUCCCGUCUCUGGGGGGGGGGCAAGCUUUUGCAGUGAAUAUGGGGAAACUUCCAGUGGUUUCAUGUUUUUGUUUUGUUUUGUGUGUUGUUUGUGAAGCUGCCAUCUGACCAAGGUCUCCUGUGAUGACAUUGCUGGGGACAGGCAAGGCAGGAGGCAGGGGCUCUUGGGGGGAGGGGAGGGGUGAUUUCUUUUGUUAACUAAGCAUUGUGUGGUUUUG
Molecule: messenger RNA, 1470 nt
Organism: Perognathus longimembris pacificus (Pacific pocket mouse)
Lineage: Eukaryota; Metazoa; Chordata; Mammalia; Rodentia; Heteromyidae
Gene: Myog
Product: myogenin
Exons: 3
Coding region: 4-753 (249 amino acids)
Biological process (GO): positive regulation of transcription by RNA polymerase II; muscle organ development; positive regulation of myoblast differentiation
Molecular function (GO): RNA polymerase II cis-regulatory region sequence-specific DNA binding; protein dimerization activity; DNA-binding transcription factor activity, RNA polymerase II-specific
Source: RefSeq, a predicted model, not a curated record